AUGAAAAGACGAGUUCUCGGCGAAGAGGUGGUAAAGGCGAUACGCUUCCCGGUUAUGAAGGGAGAGGAGUUUGCUGCUAUCGUCGUUGAUACAAACAUUCUAACUUCAAGUGAAAUAAUCAGCUUGUUUAAGUGUUUUACUCUACAUACCACUGGUGGGUUUGUUGGGUUUUCUAACACUCCAAGGCGGCGAUUACGUUCCGCAGAUUUCAUCCACUGCUGCAGAUUUCCCACAUAUACUGUCCACAGGUGGUUAUCCAAUGAAGAAAGGAGACAUCGUAUUUGUUUUUCUGUAGACAAGAACAUUACUUUACAUGGAAUCUGCUUAUUUGGCAGUGAAAAUGACAGCGACACAAUAACCUUGCAAGUUAUGGAUCCUGUUAGUAAUACGUUGUUGAUAUCCAAAUCAGGAACAUAUUUUUCAAAACUAUUGCAUUGUAAACAUUUUAGUUACCACGGAUUUGAAGUUAUGUUCGACUCUGUAGCUUUGUUAAAGAAGAACACUACGUAUCGUGUCGAUGCGUCAAUAUUCAGUCGAAGUUCUGAAUUUGGAAAGAGCGGGCUGCGUACUGUGAAUGAGUCCAGUGUUAAGUUUACAUUUUCUUCUGUAGCUUCUAAUUUUCGCAACUUUACAAGCCUUGAUGGAGGUCAGUUUGCAGACAUUAUGUUUUCUACUUAGUUUUUUAGUACCUCGCACCAAUCGCAGGGAUUGACUAGACCUGACUACAGUAGGACAAUCAAAUAAAUCAGGAAAAUAAGUCAGGUUAAGACUUGCAGUGGUUAGGGAGUAAUCGUUUAUUAUGUCCCGGGGGGGGGGGCUUUUAGGAAACUGUGAUGUAACAAACCUUUCCCCGCCCCCUAAAAAAUAAUAAUAAUUUUACAUGAGAAUUGUACCCCACUUGGCAAAAUCUCUUAGACCAAGUUUAUAGAUAAUAUGUUUUACUCUCUUUCCUUCCUUGGAUAUUGACUUCAUAUAGGAUUUAUGCUAUACCAGUAGACUGUUAAGGUACAUUGUAGAAGUAGUGGGUAUUUCUUGGUGUUGUGAGAAACCUUUGUAGUUGGUUAGCUUUUGUGAAAAGGUGUGGGUAUUAGAAAAAUCCAACUAGUGGUCUAAUAGGUUCUCAUUUUGUUGCUUUGGUUAGCAUCUUUUCUAGUGUCCUUAUUUAUUUCACUCGGCCAUCUUUGUAGUUCAAUAUCCUGAAGUUGUUGCCUGAUAAUGUUUAUGAUUCCUAUGUUUGCAUAGUGUGCUUUCAUCCAGAGUUCUCCUACCCCUAUCUGUUCCAAUAAGCUUUUGAGUUUCUUGCUCCAGAAAGCUUUAUUUUCAUUCCAGUUAAUGCAGUGUGAAUGCUAUUUGGGAUAAUUUGUCUUCAUUUUUGAUUAAGGUUAUCCAGAACUUAAAGUUCCAACAUUGGGCUUCAAUAGAGUACUUAAGUGUGACGUCAUAAAAAUCAUGGGAUUUGUCAAGAUAUUCUGAAAGAACAAUGUCCAAGAGGCCUACUUGCCAAAAAUGAGCAUUUUGGGGCAAAUUGUCUCUGAGAUCGUAGCCCAGUUAUACUUAGAAAACUCCAUACAAACCCUUCUAAAUUUUUUUGGGUCGACCCAUAAAAAUUAGAAGGGUUUGUAUGGACUUUUCUGAGUAUAAACGGCUAACACCUUUAUAUAGAGGGAAAGCCGUUUUCAUAAAAACCCAUGAAACGGCCAUAAAUCGGCCCGUGAACCACACAGGGGAGACGUAACACACAUUUUAGGUAAGGUAAGCUGUUUUUUAUUGAACUCCUUUCAUUUUCGUAGGUAACAGAAACGAUAGGUUUUUGUCCGAUACAAAUCCUUAUAUUUCGAAUGUUACGGGACAAUGCCGAUGUUCGCCGAUGUUCAUAUUUCGAGUUUGGGCUACCUGUGAUGGAAGGCUGAGAAAUAUGUAUCAAGUUUACAAAACCUCCAUGAUAUUACUGUAAGCACUAGAAGUGCUUGUCGGUUUACACUUUAUAAAUUAUCCAGGUUUUAGCUUUUUUUCAAGAAAUAUUCCAUGGAGAAUGUUGAGCCUUAGGACUUCAAUUUUUUUUAAGCCCCUGCCCCCUACCCCAGUUAAAAAUACGCUCCGCCGUCCAUGUAGGAUGACGUAAAACAGAAAAUCCCGAAGGGACCGCUUAGGUAGAUUUUCUGAAAUUCACUGUACAGUCAUACAGUGUACUUCGAUACUCUUUUUGCGUUAGGUAUUAUCAGUGACAUUCUAUGGAGCGGCUGUUUUGAAAGUUGUGGACCAAAAUACACUCGUAAUUAAAAAGCGCCGAUAAAGUUAUAAGGGACUAAGGGAUGAAGGGAUGAAGUUGUGAUGGAUCUCUCGUGGCAAAUGGGUCUGUUCUGUUCUGACUAUCCUUAAAACCGAGGGAGUUAAUCGAUUUUUGAAAACAGUUGAGUUCAUUUGCUGAGACCCCUAGCGUAUACGCUCAGGUAUUAAAAGGUCGAAUGCUGGGGUGACGCUUUUUGGAGAACCGAUGUACUUCCUAAUAUGGAAUCACUGAUACGCUAGCCUCCCACGCAGGCGUUCUUUUAGGGCUUCUACCCCCGCCGCCCCCCCCCCCCGCCCCCCUGUCCCCCCCCCCCACCCCAACGGGAAAAGGAACGCGUGACGAAGCUUCACGAACAUUUGGGUGGAAGGCCACUGAUACGCGAGACUGUCACGAAAAUAUAAUGAACAGUUCACGAGGAAAAAUUCCACCAUGAUCGGAAUCCAAAAUGAACCGGAUUGACUUAUUCCGGACAAGAAAAAGCCUACUACUCGCGGACCUGGCUUAACUUGGUGUGCUCAAAAGAGUUUGCGUCAAAAUUACGCAACCUUAGCUUAUUUUUUAACAAGAGCCCAUUAUGGCUCUUUUUUUUUACCUGAUAGUAUCUUAAUUAGGGAACUUAAGCAAAGGCCUUUUUAGAACGACGCACGUCAACCGGAAGUGAGGCCUUCUCCCUUUUUAUAUGCCUUAACGCCAGCAAAUUUGUAUUGCUAAGUUUCUUUUCUCUUAUAAAGACGAUUUACCCGAGAGUUUGAACCAAACCAUUGCCCAAUGAUGUUAAAAGUCCACUUCCGGUUGACGUCGGUCGCUCAAAAACGCUGUUGCUUAAGCUCCCUACAAUUAAGAGCAACACACGAAGUCCGUUCAGAAUAACUGGACAUAUAGCAUUAUUUGCAAUCAACGGUGAGACGGAACGCUACUUUAAUAUCGAGCACGAAGAGUUUUUUAUUCUCUCUUCACGGAAAAUAUUCACAAGAAAAUUAUUCGUACACACCGGUUCACAAAACACUCGUCAACUCUCGUCGGCUCCGCUACCUACCUGCUGAACUAGAGGGAGGGAAGCGAAGGGACCGCGAACGACCUCGGACGUCUGAGAAUCGGGCUACCUGCAAACAUGCAUGUUUUUGUUCGUUGAUUAUGUUAUAUAACAAAGGUUUUCUUUUUUUAAGUGGUGGAUGUUCUUUGAGAACCGGGCUUGAAAAAUUCGUCAUUGGCUAUUUUUUAGACGGGGAUGCCUUUGGAUGCCCUUCAAUUCUCUUAUUCCAUAUUUGGUUCCUUCUGUAGGGCUGUAGGUUACCGAGGCACAGAUUGCGUAACACAAAAGAAACUCUACAACAAACGAACAAUAAAGCCACCAGGUGAACUCUACUGUUUCGUUUGUUUGUUUCUUUAGUGAUGACGUUACCCUUGAACGUUGCACCUGUAGAAAGACCCCAUAUUUGGGCAAAAGUAUUUCGUGCUUCUGAUUGGACAUCUGAAUACCCAAACAUAAAUAAAUAAGAGCAUGAUAAACUUCUGGUCAGUAUAACAGUGAUUGCGAAAAAUCGAGGCAGUUUGACGUUCUGCAACAGUAUCAGUGAACGAAUAUGUUCAUCGAAACAACCUGGCAAACAACAAGACCCAGUGUAACAGGAAGAGUUACAUUUCUGCUCGACAACGAUCACUUGAGCGAUGUCAAGUUUGUUGCUGCAAACAGCAAUGGCGAAAGUAAACAAGUGAUUCCAGCUCACAAAUUCAUACUGGCGAUUGGCAGUCCCGUGUUUGAAGCCAUGUUUUACGGUGAACUGGCGGAGACUAAAGACACUAUUGAACUGCCUGACUGUGAUUACGAGAGUCUGUUGGAGUUGUUUCGCUACAUUUACAGCGAUGAAGUGAAUUUGAGUGGAAGUAAUGUGAUGGCAGUGCUGUACUUAGCAAAGAAAUACAUUGUGCCUUCACUCGCCGACAAAUGCAUGGAUUAUCUGAAUGAAAAGAUAAACUCUCUGAAUGCUUUCAGCAUUCUUCCAUGGGCACAAAAAUAUGAGGAGAAAUCGUUGGUCGAUCGAUGCUGGAAAGUGAUUGAGAAUCAGACGGAAGCGGCUGUCGAAUCGGAAGGAUUUGAGACAAUUGGCAGAUCCUUACUUGAGGAAGUUGUCGCAAGAGAUAAUUUGUCGAUCAAAGAGGUCUCCUUGUUUCAAGCUGUAGAUCGAUGGGCAACAACACAAUGCGAAAAGCAAGGUUUGGCAGAAGAUGGUCCAAUUAAAAGACGAAUCCUCGGCGAAGAAAUGAUAAAAGCCUUGCGCUUCCCGGUUAUGACAGGAGAGGAGUUUGUUGUCAACGUGGUUGAUACGAACAUUCUAACUUCAGAUGAAGUAGUCACCUUGUUUAAGUACUUUGUAGUACCAACUUCGCCCACCCUUGUCGCGUUUUCCAAGACUCCGCGGGGGAAAUUGACCCAUGCUGCAGAUUGCAUAACCAGCUGCAGGUUUCCCACAUGUACUCCGACAUCGUGGAAUUACCAUGGAGAGCGCAGUGAUUUGCUCUGCUUUUCUGUAGACAAGAACAUUACAUUGCAUGGACUCCGCUUAUUUGGCAGUGAAAAUAACAGCUACACAGUAACACUGAAAGUUACGGAUACUGGUAGUAGAACAACUGUAGUAUCCAAAUCUGGAACAUAUUAUCCAAAACUUUUGCACUCCAAACGUUUUAGUUAUCAUGGAUUUGAAGUCAUGUUCGACUCAGCAGCUGUGUUAAAAAACAACACAAGUUAUCUUGUUGAAGCGUUGAUAUCAGGUCCAUGGUCUGGAAAAGGAGAUAACGGGCUGGGUACUGUGAAAGCGUCCAGUGUUACGUUUACAUUUUCUUCCGUAUACAGGGAAGACAGCAACAAUACAAAUGUCAACGGUGGUCAAUUUCCAGAAAUUCUUUUUUCUCAGUAG
Porites lobata is the source of this 5205-nucleotide messenger RNA. Lineage: Eukaryota; Metazoa; Cnidaria; Anthozoa; Scleractinia; Poritidae. The record is from the annotation of a GenBank genome assembly.